CCCUCACGAACACCACAAAGAAAACUGCGAAGAAAAGUGAGAGGGAACCUAACAGAAACAGCAAGAAAGCGCAAGAGCUUUCUCGAGAAAGUGCAAUACAAAGAAAAGGAGAUACCUUCAGUGAAAGAGAUGGCGUUUUACGUCGACGAAGAAGAGGUCUGGAAAUGUCCGAAGCAUCCUUCGAGAAGACGCCGAAGUGGAAUCUGUCCGGUCUGCCUCCGAGACAAACUCGCUUCUCUUUGCCCCGAAUGCGCCCACGCGCGUCCCUGCGCUUGUAGCGCAACCACUUCUUCUUCCUCGUCAUCAUCCUCCUUAUCUCGCUUCUCAGCCGCGGCGGCCGUGGAUAUGCCAGGUGUCGGCGCCGUCGGUCGAGUUUCUAAUCUUAUAGAAGGCGAACCUGCUUUCCGACGAUCCAGAUCCCUGGCGAUUCCCUUUCUCCGAUCGAAGCCUGAGAGUUUAAGCGAAAAGAAUGAUUUGGCGGGUAUUAAGAGCAAGACGCCGUCUUUUUGGUCGAUGUUUAGAGCUAGUAAUAAGAGCAAGCGACACGAGAGUGAAGAUCAUCAAAGAGAAGGAGAGAAAGAGAGAAUAGCGGCGGAGGAAGAAAGGAGGAGGAUGAUGAGGAAGUCAAGGUCGGUGGCGGUGACAUCACAUUCCGGCAUCGGAGAUUUGAAAUCGUCGCCUUCCACUAAAGGGAAAGGCUGGUAUUUCCCGAGUCCGAUGAAGGUUUUCAGGCAAACUAGAGUUUCCAAAUUGGUUUUCCAAGAACGCUCUCCUUUGUAUAGAGGUUGAUUUAUUUUUCCUUUUUUUUUAUUUUUCUUUUUUCUUUAUAAUUUGUAGAGUAAAUAAGUAAUGUCAAAAUUUAACAACAGAAACGAACGAAAAUAUGACUAAUUAAUAUAUUAUUUAUUUCCUCCUUUUUUUAUUUUAAACUUUUCGGAAUUUAAGGAAUAUAACGAAAUACUUGAUUGAGUAAUUUCAAUUUUUU
Messenger RNA from Theobroma cacao (cacao), 985 nucleotides. RefSeq names its product DUF740 family protein. NCBI's taxonomy places the organism in Eukaryota, Viridiplantae, Streptophyta, Magnoliopsida, Malvales, Malvaceae. The record is from RefSeq and is a predicted model, not a curated record.